This is a messenger RNA of Fopius arisanus, 2515 nucleotides long. Its product is annotated as defective proboscis extension response 4. Gene Ontology annotation, cellular component: neuron projection membrane. The transcript is spliced from 5 exons. Gene Ontology annotation, biological process: synapse organization. Bases 345 to 1286 code for a protein of 313 amino acids. Lineage: Eukaryota; Metazoa; Arthropoda; Insecta; Hymenoptera; Braconidae. The record is from RefSeq and is a predicted model, not a curated record.
CACACGCUUUUUCAAAGACCCAAGGAGACCCACUCAAAAAUUUACCUCAAUCCGCCAAAAAAAUUUAAAAAAAACUCAAAAAUAAAAUAAUAAUUACUUUAUUGAAAAAAUUAAAUAAUAAUUGAAGGUACCUAAAAAUUAUCAUUGAGUGUGGAUAAAGUGUCAGGAUAAAGUUUAAUCGGUGACGAAUGCCGUUGAUCUCCACAAGGAUUAUGUGAUUGUUUGAUACGUCGCGAUGAUUCGGAGGAAAAAUCAGUGGAAUCAUCUGAUGACGGAUGAUAGGUGUGUGUAAGUGGGAGAUAAUGUGUUGGCGGUUGUGUUAUCACUGAGAUGUUAGUCCAGCCAUGGUCCUCGUCGUUACCAUGAGGACACCCUCCUACGUCAACUAUUACGUUCUGUGUCUUGUCUGUUGGAUUGUCCUUGGAAUAACUGGGGUGAGCACGAGAUCGCAUUCCUUAGUGCGAAGAUUCGCGGGAAUUUAUCCAGGUCCUUAUUUCGACGAGAACAGCCCGAAGAACUGCACUGCUCAAUUGGGAACAAACGCCUUCUUGCCCUGCAAAGUUCGCCAACUGGGAAAUAAAUCGGUGUCAUGGAUUCGACGUAGAGACGCCCACAUACUGUCGGUUGACAGGAUAAUGUUCAUCGCUGAUGAGAGAUUUCAGACGAUAUAUGUCGACGGAUCGGAUACGUGGACAUUACAGAUAAAGUAUGUACAGGCAAGAGAUGAAGGAGAAUACGAGUGCCAGAUAUCGACUGAACAGAAGAUGAGCCACGUUGUGUAUCUCAGCGUGAUCGUGCCAAAAAUCGAAAUACUGGGUGACCGUGAGAGAUUCGUGAGGACUGGUAGCACAGUUGUACUUCACUGUGUAAUAAAUCAGUCUGUCGAGGCACCGUCCUACGUAUUCUGGUAUCAUCGGGGCAAAAGGCUUCUGAAUGAUCCGUAUGGUAAACUAGUCAUUCAUCAGCCAACGCCUACCGAGAACGGGUAUGACAGUCAGCUUGUUAUACACAAUGCCAGACUCGAGGACACGGGAAAUUAUACCUGCAGUCCGAGUAAUCUCGACAGUGCCAGUAUCAUCCUUCAUGUUCUCAACGGUGAACAUCCUGCUGCGAUCCAAAGGGGCAUAAGUGCAGCUCCAGGGGGUUGUCGUGCCCUGUGGUGGCUAGCAGGAUCAGUGAGUCUAUCUUCAAACCAAGGCAGACGGCUCUUUGUUCUCCUUGUCCUCUUAUCAAUGGCCCUUUUCACUUAUCAGAGAUCAAUCCGACUCGCCUACACUACACGAUAAUCAUCCCUCCCAUCCCCACCACAAAUCCCGCCCGAUUGAAUCCUCAGAGACUCAAGAAAUACGAAGAAAAAGGGGUUGAAAGGAAGGGAGAGUAAUCAAGAAGAAAAAGUCCACAAUUUACGUGAUGAAAAUUCACCUCGACACGCUUCUACGUGCACUCUUGGUGCUAACGACGUCACCGAGGCUCGCUCAAUGAUCAAUGGCGCUCCUGAAUCAUUUUUUCAUUGGAAAUUGUCAUCCAACUUAUUGCAACUUGUCCUGUAAAUAUUUUUUCAUUAAUUUUUUCACUUUAUAUUUUUUAUUUUUCAUUCUUUAAUUCUGUUAUCAAUUGGGGUGAACUGAUGAGUGUCACGGAAGAUCAGUUAAUGAAAAAAACAAAGUCAGUCAUGAUAAAAAAAAUAUUUUGGUACUUGUAUGACAGCUUUUUUUCAUUCCAAGGGGAAUCUACUGACUUGCUAGUCGAGAAUUCCCCACCUGACAAUCUGAUUUUAAUGAGCUGAAGCUCAUUUUAAAGCAGCUUGAAGAUUAGUUCCAAAAUGUCGAGGAAAAGGGGAAAUUUCACUCUGUCGUUUCUGAAAGAUCAAUGAAGAGACAUUUGGAUUCUGGGGCUUCCCCUCUUUUGUUCAUUCGGUUUCCCCAAGCAUCUCAGGAUAUCUCGUGAUCUGAGAAAGAUAGAAAAAAAAUUGUGAAGACUUUAUUGUAGAUCUAUUUCUCGUCAACAAAAAAGGUACUCAUAAUUUUUUUCAUAUCUCUUUUCAAUUAAGAGAUAUUCAUGAAUAAUUGGAAUUUUUAUGUAUUUUUCAAAAUUUCAUAGAAUUCGUUGAAACUUCGAUGUAAAUUAAUGGAGGAAUGUGAUUGGAAUUAUGCUAAGCCGCAACUCAACCACAAUUUAUAUCUGAAAAUGUGUUCCCCGGCAUUAGCCCCACGAAACUGCGAACACAAGUCAGCAUCGAUUUUGCUAUUAGGCGCGCCGGGCUUCCGUUACACGCCGGGGGCAUUUCAAUUCCACCCACACUUCCUCCAACGAGGCUACACGAGAAGGAACGGCUUCUACUUUCAGUUUUCAACUCGAACCCCAGGUAAAAUCCCUGAAAAAAAAUUAUCAAUGCGGCGAAUUAAUAUCUCAAGUUUCCUUUAAAAAUUCAGUAUAAAGUUUCACCCUCCGAGUUUAUUUAUUCAUUGAAUCCCCUCCUAUGAAUAUUAUCUAUAAUAAUUCAAUCCAGAAUCUU